AUGAUCAACAACAUCAAUCCCACAACUACUGAGAAUGUUCCCGUUCAUUCCAAUAUCAAAAUUAAAAUUGAACAAGACCUCUUUAUCACUGGCUAAUUCAUGUCUCUUAGUGCACUCCAAGCAGCAGAAACUUUGGAUAAACCUAAUCAACUAUCUGACUCCUAAGAGUUAAAUGCUACUGAAAGAGUUUAGAGACCAAUUAACAAUAAUGAUGUAGUCUUCUUUGAUAUCACAGUGAAUAACUAGUACUAUGGACGCAUUACAUUUGAAUUAUAUGCUGAAACUCCAAAGACCUCAACUAAUUUCAAAGCGCUCUGCACUGGUGAGAUGGGAGUUUCUUUGAACUCUGGAAAACCUUUACAUUAUAAAGGAUCCAAGUUUCACAAACUUUAUACUGAUUACAUCAUUUAGGGAGGAGAUUUCACUAGAGGAGAUGGCAGAGGUGGUGAGUCUAUCUAUCAAGGAAAUUAUUUUGAGGAUGAAAAUUUCUACUUUGACCAUUCAGGACCAGGUACCCUUGCAAUGGUAAAUUGCAUAGGGAAAGAAAACACUAAUACCUCUUAAUUCUUCAUUAGUUUGAGUCCAGAACCACUCACUCAUUUGAAUGGUAAGAAUGUAGUUUUUGGUAGAGUCAAAAGUGGUAGAGAGAUGCUAAUAGAGCUUAAUAAACUAGGUGAUCCUGAUUCAGGUGUUCCCAAAGCAGAAAUUGUUAUUUCUGAUUGCGGGCUUUGUGAGAAACCUUAGCCAAAAGUUAUUGAGACAGAAUGCAAGGAAGAUCAGAAGUUAUCUGAAUUGAUGAUUACUGAUUUCAAGACUUAGAUAGAAAUAUAAGAAAAGCUCCAUUAAGCUGCUUAGAGUUUGAUUAAUAGCGGUAUUAUAAAGUAAGAACAAUUUAUGGACAUUGAUGAGAGUUGCAAUGAUGCCUCAAGAGAUACACAAGAUUCAUAGAUGCAGUGA
Molecule: messenger RNA, 957 nt
Organism: Stylonychia lemnae
Lineage: Eukaryota; Ciliophora; Spirotrichea; Sporadotrichida; Oxytrichidae
Source: the annotation of a GenBank genome assembly